AAGAACCCAACUAUUCCAAGUUAAUAUCACUAUUUAAUGGAAUAAUUGACCCCAAUCCAGCAUUGCGGCCGCUUAAUACUGACGGGGCGCUCAGAAGGUUGGACAAAAGCGGGGUAGACUGAAUAUGGAGGAAGAGGAUGAUUCACAGCCAAAGCAGAAGGUUCGAUUAGGGGUUCCUGCUACACAAUGGAUUUCGGUUUACAAGGCAAGACUGCCCAUGAAACAAAGGUAUCAUUACAAUGUGACUGCUGCAAGACUAGCAAAGCAUGUUGAGAGAGGAAUUGCGGAUGGCCUUCUUAUUAGUUGUGUAUCAUCGUGUUCCAAUCUCUGGGCACUUAUUAUGGAUGCUGGAACUGGAUUUACGAAUCAAGUCUAUAAGUUGUCACCUUUUUUCUUGCACAAGGAAUGGAUCAUGGAGCAGUGGGAUAAGAAUUAUUACAUCACUUCUAUUGCAGGGGGAAAUAAUGGAACCUCUCUUGUGGUGAUGUCAAAAGGUACACAGUAUACUCAACAAUCAUACAAAGUAAGUGAUUCUUUCCCCUUCAAAUGGAUAAACAAGAAGUGGAAAGAAGGUUUUCAUGUUACAUCAAUGGCUACUGCUGGAAGUCGCUGGGGUGUUGUUAUGUCUCGCAAUGCUGGAUUCAGUGAUCAGGUGGUUGAACUUGAUUUUCUCUAUCCAAGUGAGGGUAUCCAUCGACGUUGGGACGGUGGUUAUAGAAUUACCGCAACUGCUGCUACAUUGGACCAAUCUGCUCUAAUAUUAAGUAUUCCGAGGCGCAAGCCAGGAGAUGAAACUCAGGAAAUUCUACGGACAUCUCAAUUUCCCAGCACACAUGUUAAGGAGAAAUGGUCAAAGAAUCUUUAUCUUGCUUGUUUGUGCUAUGGGCGUACUCUAUGCUGAUUUGAGUUAAAAAUCAAAGCAUUUUAAUGACAAUGGAAUUUGUGAAUUUACUUCUGCCCGAUCGUAUAUGAUCGUUUUGUAGAAUCUUGUGGUUGCAGAAGACCAUAUUGUUAUGAGUUAUACAGAUUCUUGUUUCGUUUCUUCCCUUCUAUUCUAAAGCUCGACUUUGGUGGAGGGUAUGUUGCUGAGCAAUUUAAUAUGCAGUUUAGUUUCAUGUGUUUCUACAUUCUGUAACUAUGUAUAUGCUAUGCUGCUGGUUUUGUGAUCAAUAGGGUAUGUCCAUUAAAAUUUAGCAUUAUCCACAUGGCAAUGGCAUACAUACAUACAUCUCAUAUCCAAUAAGGAAGAAUAUGCUUUCUACGUAUA
This is a messenger RNA of Arachis ipaensis, 1267 nucleotides long. Its product is annotated as kinase-like protein. NCBI's taxonomy places the organism in Eukaryota, Viridiplantae, Streptophyta, Magnoliopsida, Fabales, Fabaceae. The record is from RefSeq and is a predicted model, not a curated record.